AUGGAGGCGCACUUAUUUGUUCCAGCACUGAUAGCGGGGGCAGCUGCUCGGAAGGAGAAACACCGUACUGUUCUUCGGAAGAAGAUUCUGGCAUCGGAACAUCGAUGCGCGGAUACUAGAGGGGCUGACUUUGUAUUUGUCCUUGAUCAUCUGUGGCAUGGCGCCGCGGUCGGGGGCAGUCCGGUGACCUGGGAAGACUAUGUGACCUCGCGUUAUGCAGUCAUGCCUUUGGAUGUUGAAAAAGUCCAAAAAACUGGCUCUGAUUUGACUUAUGGUUGGGGUUUGGUGUCGACUAAAUACGGAGGGAUUGCACUGGCAUUCCAGCUGCACGCACUACGACCCAGCGUCAUUGUGGACCAUGGUACGGCAUACAUCCCGUCUGAUCCAGUCCCCAACCGAUCCUCAAAAGGCUGUCUCACGUGUAGACAAAGAAAGAAGAAGUGCGACGAAAGAAAGCCAGAGUGCGAGAGAUGUGCUCUCGGUGGAUUCAACUGUCUGGGCUAUUCCCACCUGAGUGGAUCCAAGGUAUUAUUAUCCAAGCACAGGGAUAAUGAUGCCACACACAGUGCCGGAACUUCAAGCCCAUUAUUUACCCAGAAUGAACCCGCCUCCAAAUAUUCCCCGGAGCAGGACUCUUCUUCGUAUUCGAGUGAUCAGGUGUGUUGGCCAACAACAGCGCCUGAGAACAUCUUUUCCGGCUCUCCCACUCUCGAUGGCGUUGGGUUCUGGCAACAGGAGCAGAGCAACACGUCUAUCUACGAACCAAAGCGUAUACCAAUAAUCCGCAACUGGACCCGUUCGAUCUCGACAGUAUGA
Rhizoctonia solani is the source of this 816-nucleotide messenger RNA. RefSeq names its product Fungal Zn(2)-Cys(6) binuclear cluster domain. The coding region runs from base 1 to 816 and encodes 271 amino acids. Gene Ontology annotation, molecular function: zinc ion binding; DNA-binding transcription factor activity, RNA polymerase II-specific. Lineage: Eukaryota; Fungi; Basidiomycota; Agaricomycetes; Cantharellales; Ceratobasidiaceae. Gene Ontology annotation, biological process: regulation of DNA-templated transcription. The transcript has 4 exons. The record is from RefSeq and is a predicted model, not a curated record.